AUGUCUGACGUAGAGGGAGAUGUCAUUGAGUAUCUAUCAGUAGAUAACGUCGUGGAUACCGAGCAAGUGACAUCUUACCCAACAGAGUUUCUCAACUCCUUAGAGUUAUCAGGAGUGCCUUCUCACAAGUUGAGGCUGAAAGGUGGAGUUCCUGUGAUGCUUCUCCAUCCAAUGCUCGUAGCCGGCAGACAAGACGGCGGCGCGCGGCGGCGGAGUGCGGGGCGCGCCGUGGCGCUGUCCCGUCCUUACGUCACGACACUCCGCCAGUACGCCGCGCGCCCUCGCAGCGAGAUCACGUGCCCGACGUCCGCGGUGACACACGACGUGAGCGAUAUCGGUCUCGAUCACUGCGCGUGCGGCGAGGGCGGCGCGCGCCUCGACUGCCGCUCCGCCGCGCUGCGCCGCCUGCCGCCGCUGCACGAGAACCUGCUCUCACUGGACGUGUCCAACAACAACAUCAGCACGCUGCCGCGCGACGCGCUGCUGCCGGCGGCGGGGCUGCGCGAGCUGAACCUGUCGUCCAACCGGCUGGAGUCGGUGUCGGCGGGCGCGCUGGGGGGCGCGGCGCUGGCGCGGCUGUGGCUGGACCGCUGCGCGCUGCGCCGCCUGCCCGGCCACGCGCUGCGCGACCUGCACCACCUGCACUUCCUGUCGGCGGAGGACAACUACAUCGCGGAGCUGGAGGCGGGCGCGCUGUGGGGCUGCCGCGCGCUGCGCUCGCUGCGGCUGGCGCGCAACCUGCUGCGCGCGCUGCCCACGCACGCGCUGGCGCCGCUGCGGCACCUGCAGACCCUGAACCUGGCCGGCAACCUGAUCACCGAGCUGAGCGACACGGCGCUGCCGCCGCUGCCCGCGCUGCAUACGCUGGUGCUGAAGCGCAACCGCAUCGCGUACAUUGAGGAGCACGCCUUCACCAACACGCCGGGGCUCCGAGUGCUGCGGCUGGAGGAGAACUUGCUGUCGGAGGUGCCGGCGGCGCUGCGUCUUCUGCCGCUGCUGGAAGACCUGUCGCUGGCCAGCAACCGCGUGGAGGAGGUGGCGCCGGGCGUGCUGCAGGCGUGCCGGCGCCUGGCGCGGCUGGACCUGCGCGCCAACCCGCUGCCGCGCCUGCACGCGCGCGCGCUCGACCACCUGCCGCACCUCACCACGCUGGUGGUGUCGGAGGCGCGCGCGCUGCAGGCGCUGCCGACGCUGAACGGCACGUCGCGCCUGCGCACGCUGCGCCUCGACCGCGCGCGCCUCACCGAGCUGCCCGCCGCGCUCUGCACGCAUGCGCCGCAGCUGCGCUCGCUGGACCUGAAGCUGAACAUGCUGCGGCGCGUGCCCGAGCUGCAGGGCUGCGGCGAGCUGCGCGUGCUGGACCUGUCGGGCAACGAGAUCUCCGCGCUGGACGGCGGCUCGCUGCGCGGCCUGCGCCGCCUGCACGACCUGCUGCUGGCCCGCAACCGCCUGCGCCGCGUGCCGGCCGACGCCUUCACGCACACUCCCGACCUGCAAGUGCUCAACCUGGAGGACAACAUGAUUGACCACAUCGACAUGGAGGCCUUCGUGCCUGUCUCCAAGCUCGAGGACCUGAAUGUGGGCAACAACCAGUUCUCGUGGCUGCCGGGCAGCGGGCUGCAGCGCCUGCUGCACCUCAAGGCACACAACAACCCCAACCUGCGCCGCUUCCACCCCCCCGACGUGCUGCCCCGCAUCCAGGUACGCCCCGCGGCCGCGCCCGCAGCCCGCGCCCGCGUGCGUCCGGACCAUCGCCCCGCUCGUACGACAGGACCCUCGUCCCGCUCGUAUGACAGGACCCUCGUCCCGCUCGUACGGCAGGACCCUCGUCCCGCUCGUACGGCAGGACCCUCGUCCCGCUUGUACGGCAGGACCCUCGCCCCGCUCGUGCCGCGGGACCCUCGCCCCGCUCGUGCCGCGGGACCCUCGCCCCGCUCGUGCGGUGGGACCCUCUCCCCGCUGGCGCGGCUGCCGGGCUCCCGACUAAUAUGCCGUUGUACAGGUCCUUUCCUGCCGUGUGUGGAUUUGUUCGACUGGUGGACGCUGCGUUGCGGCGUGUGGGCCGUAUUCCUGCUGGCCCUGCUCGGCAACGGCACCGUGGUUUUCGUACUCGUCUGCAGCCGCAGUCGCAUCGAUGUGCCGCGGUUCCUGGUCACCAACCUCGCCGCUGCCGACUUCUUCAUGGGCAUCUACCUGGGGUUCCUGGCAGUAGUAGACGCGGGCACGCUGGGCGAGUUCCGCGCACACGCCAUCGCCUGGCAGAUGUCGGGCGGGUGCAAGCUGGCCGGCUUCCUGGGCGUGCUGUCGUCCGAGCUGUCGGUGUUCACGCUGGCUGUCAUCACGUUGGAGCGCAACUACGCCAUCACGCACGCCAUGCACCUCAACAAGCGCCUGUCCCUGCGACACGCCGCGGCCGUCAUGGCGGCCGGCUGGGCCUUCUCUCUCACUGCCGCCACGCUGCCACUGCUGGGCGUGUCCGAUUACCGCAAGUUUGCGGUGUGCUUGCCCUUCGAGACGUCCACUCCCGUGGCACUAGGCUACGUGGUGACGCUGCUCGUCAUCAACGGCGUGGCCUUCCUGGUGCUGCUGGGCUGCUAUCUCAAGAUGUACUGCGCCAUUCGCGGCUCUCAGGCCUGGAAUUCCAACGACUCCAGAAUCGCCAAGCGUAUGGCGUUACUCGUCUUCACAGACUUCUUGUGCUGGUCACCCAUUGCCUUCUUCGCGCUCACAGCGGCUUUCGGCGCGCAACUUGUGUCUCUGGAGGAAGCCAAGGUGUUCACGGUGUUCGUGCUACCGCUCAAUUCUUGCUGCAAUCCAUUCUUGUACGCCAUACUCACCAAGCAGUUCAAGAAGGACUGUGCACUCGUGUGCAAAGCCAUCGAGGAGUCUCGCGUGACGCGCGGCAUCGGGCGCUGCCGGCACUCGUCCAACUUUAGCAACCGCCAGACCCCGGCCAACACCAACAGCCUGGCCGAGCGCUCGUCGCGCGGCCAGCACGGCGCCACCUGCGCCUGCCGCCGCCUGCUGCCCGGCGCCGAGCGCGCGCGCGCCCCCCCGGCCGUGUCGGGCGACGAGCCGCCGAGCUCGCCGCCCGCGCUGGCGCCGCGCCUGCUGCAUACGAUCCCGUCGGCGGCGGAGGCCGAGCUGCAGCCGGACGAGGAGACGCGCUCCUCACAAGACUGA
Molecule: messenger RNA, 3183 nt
Organism: Spodoptera litura
Lineage: Eukaryota; Metazoa; Arthropoda; Insecta; Lepidoptera; Noctuidae
Source: RefSeq, a predicted model, not a curated record